UUCCUGGGGUCGAGGCUGAUUUUAUUAAAAUACAAUGUGAAUUGUGUGCCGGACGAUUGAAGUUGUCGAGUCACAAAAACCCUGAUUACAUGCAAAAAGGGUUCCCUAAUAUAUUAUCGAAUCUCGCCAGUCCACCGAUUGGCGAAAUUCUCGCACAUUGCAUAGGAGUGGCGUCGUUGUUCGCUUUUUAAAGACCCGAAAACAUGGCACAGAUCGUUGGGAGCACGAACAGCUGUUGGAGGCCAUUUUCUCAUCGCACUUUACUUGGGAUUGUCUGCCUAGUGGUCUGCUGCUUGCAUCACUUUGUUCACGCUGUUGAAGAAGAGAAGAGAGGAAAGCAGUUACUGCCCACAUGCACUAUGGACCAGUUCCACUAUGUGUACACAGAAUGUGAUAAAAAUGGAGUGAGGUGGCGUGUUUCUGUCCCUCAGCCUAAUGUGUGUGUGGGCGGAGCACCAGAGCCACCCACACGUGCAGUGGAUUGCAAUUUCUCCUGUGGCCCCGGUGAGUACCUAGACAGGAACGACACCCAGCAGUGUCUGAAGUGCAAGCCAGGGAGCUUCUCACUGGGUGGGGGUAAGGUCUUUGAGGACUGGACUACCCUCCCUGACAGUUUCACCAUCACCGGUGGGGAAGAUGACUACCGGAGUCAUUCUAUGGAGGAGGAUGACGAUUACAAAUCUUGCAACAACUCGGUGUGGGAGGUGAAGGGAACCCACAUCCGCUCACCGGGUGACAACUGCAUCUCCAAGCUCAUCUUUGCUGCCAACCUGAUGAAAGAGGGCUACGUUGAGUUCACCUACUCCCUGGCCACGGACGACACCAUCUUCCACGUGUCGGUGACCAAUGAACAGUGCGAAGCAGACACAAUGGGUAACAGAUGGCCUGAGGCAACGGGUGAAGGCACAUGGAACAAAUACAGGAUACCACUGGAUGCUGGAAUGAACGUGAUCACCUGGAAGACUGUGGGCAUCGGCUUCACCAACGAGCACAACACAAAGUCCAACCCGGUCCUUAUCAAGACAAUUAAGAUCAUGGGGCUGAGCUUCACCUCAGAGUGCACCUUGGCCAAGCCAGGCACCUACGUCAAGGACCCCGGUGCUUCGGGGUACGAAUUGUGCCCAGCCAAUACAUUCUCAGCCUCCGCCGGAGCAUCUAAGUGCACGGACUGUGAUGUCACCACCCAUUAUUCAAAACCCGGUGCUCGUGAGUGCAUCGCUAAGAAACCCUGCACUGACUUGGAUUACUACAAAACCCAUACCCCAUGCGAUGCCAAUAAUCAGACCCAAAUCCUGUACAAGUGGAUCGAGCCCCGCAUGUGUCGCAGUGACGUAACUGGCGCCAAGCAGCUGCCACCAUCCAGCAAGUUAGAACAGUGUCCACCGUGCAACCCUGGCAUGUCGGUCUUCAACCAAACCGUCUGCACCUUCUGUCCCCAGAACAUGUUUUCCGAUGGCACCUCUCCUUGCAAGCCAUGCCCAUCAAACACGGCUCCAGUGUACGGAAUGAAUUACAUCCGAUGGCACAUGAUGCCACCCAACAUGGACGCCACGUGCCUCAGCCUGUCAGGUUUUGGCUGCUCAGACGAGGCCGGCUGGCAGCUGGCCGAUGACCACAUCCACAGUGGUAAGGGCCAUGCGGACGACGUGUACCUGGUGCUGGACCUGGGCCUGGAGGGCAUGCAGACGGAGGAGGGCUACUACGAGGGCAAGGCCGAGGAGCUGGGCGUGCUGUCCUUCUGGUUCAGCUUGGAGUGCACCAGUGACUGUGCCCUGUUCUUUGUCAGGGAUGACGCGGAUGGGUCGCCGAUCAUCGAGGAGUGGACUGGGACGCAGUCCAAGCAGGAGUACAGGUAUUCCAUCACGAAGAAAGGACGUGUCACAUUUAGCUGGGCCUUCCAGAAGACUGACAUCUCAGAUUACUCCCACGAACCAGCCUACAAGUACCGCAACGAUGUUGCCAAGAUCUACAGUGUGACAGUCACCAACACCAUCAACGGUGGUGCAGUGGAGUGUAAGAACUGUCCCCGGGGCAGUAAUGUCAAGGGCUGCAUACCGUGCGAGGCUGGACACUACAUAGCCAAUGACACUAACAAGUGCAUACCAUGCCCGAAGGAUACUUACCUGAGGGCCAACAACCCUUACGGUCCAGAGGCCUGCGUGCCCUGUGGUCCAGGCAUGAAGAGUGACGACGGAACCAGCUGCUACAGUACCUGCCACGUCCAUACGGACGGACUCCACUACGAACUCGGCAAACUCGCCGGGGUCCAAUCUGUGCAGACUGGUGCUAGUUUCACCGCCAGGGGCAGUCGCUUCUUCCAUCAUUUCAACAUCAGCCUGUGCGGAACCACCAAAGGCCAAGGCAGCGCCGCUUGCUAUGAGAACGUCACCGACGUGGGUGAAUCUACAGACCCUAGUUUUAAGAAGAAGCUCACGGAUUACGAGGUCAACAGCGUUGAAGGCUACAUCUGUCGGUCCACGAUCAUCCCACCGCCAUCUAGAAAUGCAGGUGUGCUGUCAGCUCAGCCAAUCAGCCUGGGCGACCGUCUGGUCGGCAUCACCAGCAACAACUCGCUGAAGAGCCUGAACGAGACCAUCUUCCUCUCAGUGGAGGGCAGUCCCAGGGACCUCCACUUCUUCUACCAUUCUGCCUGGCCGACCCUGGCCUGCCCGGAAGGCCGCAGCACCAUCAUCACCCUCCGCUGCGACCCCUCGGCCACAGGCUCCGGCUCCUUCCAUCUCCCUGAGAAAUGUCCCUCGGGCACCUGCGAUGGCUGUGCCUUCCACCUGCUGUGGCGCAGUGAGCACGGCUGCCCACUCUGCCACGAGGGGGACUACAAGACCAUCAAAGGGGAGUGCGUGGACAGCAAGCAGGAGAUACAGUUCAUGUGGAAGAGCCCCAAGUUCUGCACCGGCGGCAACCCCCUUCCCAAGGACCUGACUAAGCCCUGCCAGAUGCAGCCCUGGUACAGCCAGGUGCCCUGGUACGCUCAGGCCUCCAUCGCUGCCUUCAUGGGCUGCGUAGUUCUCCUCAUCACGUGCGCCCUCUACUUCUGGAAGCGCAACCGAAAACUGGAGUACAAAUACCAGAAGUUGGUGGCUUCGGCCAACGGGGAGCUGCCAGCGGCCGAGACCUGCGCCAUCGAGGACGGCGACAACGAGGACGAGGUCUUGUUUGAGGACGGCGGCAAGAAGUCCCGGAGAUUCUUUGGCAAGUUUCUGUCCAGGGACAGCAAUGAGAAGGGUUUCCUCCUCGAUGAAGGGGACAUGGGCGUGGCACCAGAAGUAUUGGAGAUGAAACCAGCCAAGCCCCUCUCAAAAAUCUGAGCCCAACAUUCCUGCAUGCCCCUCGGAAGUGCUCAGAAUUUUGUAUAAAAAAAAAAAACAGAGAGGACAAGCUGCUCGAUUCUUCCAUGUGGUGCAAGUUUGUAUAAACCGUGUCACUUUCCAAUAUUACUUUAUUUCAUAUUGAAUCCCUGGUCAAGGUGAUAUGCUUGUUUAAGAAACAUAAACUCACUUUUUUUUUCCUUUUUUUGGGGGGGAUAUAAGGCUGUUCAGUUUCUACCCAUGAUGUCCAGUGAAGUAAUGCAUAUCGCACUGUACAUGUAUUUCCAAGCAUGGAUACGUGCAUGUUAAUUUCUGCCAUGCAUAAACCACAUGCAGGGCUUGACCAUGGACACAGUCCACUGGAAGGUUCCAUGCACCUUUUGUGUACAUGUGCCCACACCACCAUAAUGUUCGAGUUGUGGGAUCUUGACACCUGCGGCAUAUUACUCCUGGGUAUUGUGGGAAAGACAAUUGAAACGGGAUUGAUAAUCUCAAAUUUAUUCAGAUUGAUAGCUUUAGGCUACAUCAAACCCAUCAGUGUGCUCAUUUUCCGAUCUUGUUUAUUGACCUCAACGCAGCCAUAUGCAUGGUAGCAUGAUCAGUAUCGCAUUUACAAGAUUUUUUUCUGAAAUGACCGUACUGACAUGACUGAGAGGUGAAAUGCAAAGUCAUCAAUCUUCCGCCCCAAUCCCCUGCGCAUUUUAGCUCCUGGGCUUCCGAAAUUCCCUCCAACCCCACACUGUGCCCUGCAAACUGGGUGGAGACAAAUUUUAUUCAUUGCACUUUAGGGGUGUGAAAUUCUGCCAGAUUUAGGGUAAUGAGAAACAAACAGGUUUUCUUUCAAGUUGUACGGAGGGGAUCCAAUUGUCGGUUUCAUUAACAAAUACGUGGCUAGUUUACAUCUGAAAUAAUUUGUCAGGGUACGCUAAAGGGCACAUGACCCUGUAUUAUCAAAUUUGACGUGAAUUUUUUGCAUCGAGGGUAUAGUUUGUAACAUCAUUGAAGCUGCUGAACAAUUAAUGGGGUGCUUCAAAUAUCCUGGAGUUUUAUGAACUUAGUAUCUCGUGUAUGGUCUUCAGUUAAGCUUAAGACUGUCCAAGUCAAUAUAAGUAACACUGAUUAAAUUGAAUAAUUGUAUGCAUAUUUUGUGUUCGCCAAGUAUUGAAAGACGCUUUCAGCCUGCAAAAAAACACCCUUAGUUUGGAUGACGGUUUGCAGGGUAAUCUUAGCUAGGACAGUGUCUUCUCUUCAAGUUCAUUGGUGGACAUGAAUUCCUAAUAUAAUGAAGGGUUACAUAUAUGUAUAGGCAAAAGCACACUAUAGUUAUUUCUCAAUUAUAUCAGUACUGUAACAUAAUUGGGUGAUAUUCAGCUAAUAUAUUCAGUUCUUACACGUAUUCAAUAUUUUACAGUGUAAACUGUGUAUUGAUUUAUAUGUGAAAUAAAGCCUUUAUUAAGUCAUGUACUGUGACAAUUCCUGCCCUUUAUUUGCAACCCAUAUGUUGUAGUUCGCAGCCACCCGUACUCUGCUUGUUCAAUGGGUCAGACGGAUUUGUAGUAAUCUACGUUGAGUGUAAUUAAAGAUUUAUCCUUUUUAGUUAUUCACACGCAUUCUGCAGUCUAUAUACAUGAGAUUGUAAUUUUUAAUUUCAGCAUAAAGAUGUACUGUAGUUUUUCUAUUCAAUUCAACCAAAAUGCUUAUUGAGUAUUUUAGCCGUGUCUUUGGAAGCGAUCUCUUUAUAUUAAAUUUUUUGUGCUCGGCAUUUUGGCUGGAUUUUCCUACCAUUCCAUUUGCUUAAUUUAUUUUCUUCACUAUACCAACGCACGAUUCAGGGUUACGGUGGUGUUUGUACAUAACUUGUCCAUACUAGGUGCACUGGGCAAAGGGUACUAGUCUUUUGUAAAAGUUGAUAUUUUCAACAAUCAACAUUAUUUAUGGCAUGGUAAUGGACUGAAUGAACAUUGGGUUUUGUAGAUUGUGGUUAUAUUUUACUUUCAAAUAUGGGGUACAUUAGAGAUAGACUUAGGCAUGCGUACUGCACAGUUGUUCAUUUUGUAUCGGAUGUUGGUGGUUUAUAAGUAGUGAUUAUUACCAGACAAAUUUGUUCGUUACAUGCAUGAAUAUAAAUUAUAUGUGGUAAAAAAAAGAGCCACUUUAUAAAUAUGCAUAUGUAAGACUGAUAUUUUUCUUUCUAAAACAAAGUGCAGCCCUGAAUACCUUUGGCAGAGUGGAAGAUGCAAGUGCUGAUUAUUUUUGGGAAGAGUUACCAAUUGCUAUGUGGGAAAACUUGUUUUGCAGAAAAGACUUUCAUCUCUGUGAAGUGAAUAUUAUAACAUUUGCUUUAAAAAGUAAAUUCGGUUGUCCCAAGGUGUCUGUACACAGUGACACUCAUCGUGGGUCAUUUGAGAUUAUCUUCAAAUAAACUUGAAUCCUUGAUUCUGGUUGUUGAUCCAUAGCAGCCAACAAUGUGACACAUUAUUGUAUGGUUCAUAUCGCACUCCGGGCAUUGCGCUGUUCUUCGCGCAUUGCGCUGUUUUUUUUGCUUCACCACUUGAAGCCGGAUGACAUGUAUACACAGACAGUUUGCCUUAUUUGUUCCACGGAGGACAUGUACUUUCAUUUAAGAAUUCUUUUUCAUUUAUGUGGUUGACGUCGUAACACGGGCUUGGUUGGAUCAAAGCACUGAAGAUGAUUAGACGUAGGCGCUGCUACUCAGUGGACCCACCACCAACCAAUAAUAAAACACAAACGCCUUUCUUUAGUAAUCAAAAAACUGAAUUGGGGAGCUCACACCAUAAAAUUGAGGGCGCACCAGAAUUUUUACCAGGGCAGUUAAAAAAAACGGGGAAGAAUGGAAAUACUGAUGCCUAAACUCAAGAGCUGUGCCUCCCGACAUAUUUAUGGACAUCAUAAUUAACUUGCAAUUUUGAAGAAAUUGUGGGGAAAAACCCACCCCAGCAGCUUUUUCUGGUAAGAAAAUCCGACAUGAACUGGUUAAGCAAAACACACGGCUGCAAAAUUCAUUGUUAAUUCAAAGACGGCGUGUUUGUGCCCCAUGCUGAUUGUCACAUGUUUAAAUCAUUCUGGUACCCAUCAGUGAAUGAAAUCGCGGAAUUGUGGUACAUGUGGAGGCCUUGCCUGUGUAAUUUUGUCAUGCACGUUUGCUUUUGUCUUUUAAUUUAUUUUCGUGUACAUUUUGCAUAUUCUAUUUUAACUGCGCAUCAAGUUUGCUUGAAGAUAAAUUUGUUAUCGCACUUGCAGUAUAUGGGACACGGAUGCAACAACUCUAUUCCGUGUUCCACUUGCACUUGUGUGAUAACUCAUAUGGUCAACAGUGUUUGCGAGGUUGAGGUUGGACUGCCUGAAACAGUCCACACACUGAUCAGGUUUGACAUUUGAUAUACACGUACUCAUGUUCACAUUUGAUAUAUUCCAAAUAAUGUUGACUCGUUCAUAUCCAACUAAUUGUGUUGGAAGGGGUCAAACCACACAAAACUCAAUUAUACUGUACACACACUAAUUUUUGUUGGCAUAGACAAUUGUGGAUUCACUCUGCCAUAUAUGAUAGUAAGUAUGCUUUGUACUGCAUAGUCCCAAUGUACUCGAUUGUUUUUUUUAAAUAUCUUUCAGAACAGUUCACAUUGGAAAUUGAUAUCACUUUCAGACACCAAAAUUAACAGCCAAGUCAUCAAGCUCUAUGGUGUCUCCAUUUCUGCCCUGUUGUGUUCUCAUGUAAUGACUGCCUUAGCUAUGCAUUAUUUAGGUUUGAAUGAACCUCUUUAAAGAACACACAUGAAAUAUCGUCUGUGAAUUCAUAGCCGAGGUGGUGUUAAAAGCAUGUGUGCGCAGGUGUAUGUAAAAGCUACAACUGACUUAUAAUUAAAGACGAAUAAAAACAAGAUUUGGUUUUGGCGAUUAAA
Acanthaster planci (crown-of-thorns starfish) is the source of this 7246-nucleotide messenger RNA. Its product is annotated as endosome/lysosome-associated apoptosis and autophagy regulator family member 2-like. Gene Ontology annotation, cellular component: membrane. Lineage: Eukaryota; Metazoa; Echinodermata; Asteroidea; Valvatida; Acanthasteridae. The record is from RefSeq and is a predicted model, not a curated record.